AUGCAGGCGUCUCCCUACGCGAUGGAGAUCAAGGAAGACAUUAUUUACAGCGAUCUAAGACGUCAAGAUGAAUUUCAAGUGUGGGAUACAUGUUCUGGGUCCCGCACCGGCCACGCACCGGGACCGAAGGCGCCGAAGGAGCCGAAGGCACCGCAUUCAGAACUCGAGGAGUUGGGUGAGCAGUUACCCCGGUACCGGCCGGACUCGAUAGCGGCACUGCGCCGAGCGACCCGAUUCACAGAACCCGAACUAAAGAGGCUGUACAGGGGAUUCAAAGCAGAGUGUCCCACGGGAGUAGUCAAAGAAGAAACCUUCAAGCUUAUAUAUUCUCAGUUCUUUCCACAAGGAGGCAUAGAAAUCGAACGUGACAUCAAUAGUUUCCAAAUAAGUACAGUAUAA
This is a messenger RNA of Arctia plantaginis, 399 nucleotides long. The record is from the annotation of a GenBank genome assembly. NCBI's taxonomy places the organism in Eukaryota, Metazoa, Arthropoda, Insecta, Lepidoptera, Erebidae.